Molecule: messenger RNA, 669 nt
Organism: Branchiostoma belcheri (Belcher's lancelet)
Lineage: Eukaryota; Metazoa; Chordata; Leptocardii; Amphioxiformes; Branchiostomatidae
Product: collagen alpha-1(I) chain-like
Exons: 2
Coding region: 1-669 (222 amino acids)
Source: RefSeq, a predicted model, not a curated record
AUGUAUUUAGACUCCAGCCGUACUUUCUGCCGGUGCCACUACAUCGCUACUACAGUUGCCAUUGUCGCCAUGGUCCUUGCACAUGUCCUUGUGAUCCUGUAUGUGGACGCUACGCUUUCGCUGUUGGACCACGCGGACCGAAGGGAACAGCUGGAUCCCCUGGAAAGGAUGGGUCACCUGGGUCUAUCGGACCGGUGGGGCCCCCUGGGUCUAUGGGGCCACUGGGGCCUCCUGGGAAGGCUGGGGCACCUGGGUCGAUCGGGCCGGAGGGCUCUCCCGGGAAGACUGGGCCACCGGGGCAGAAGGGACUCGAGGGCUCUCCCGGGAAACCUGGGUCACCCGGGCAGAUCGGGCCAGUGGGGCCUCCCGGCAAGAAUGGGACACGUGGGCGGGCCGGGCCGAAAGGAACAGCUGGGUCCAAAGGAAAAGAUGGGCCACCUGGAGCCGUGGGCUCUCCUGGGGAGGCCGGGCCACCUGGGCCAAAAGGGUUCUCCUGGUUGGACAGGGCCACCUGGGCCAAAGGGUUCUCGUGGGGGGAGUGGGCCUCCUGGGCCAAAGGGCCCUCCUGGGUGGAGAGGGCAACCUGGGCCAAGGGGUUAUCCUGGGCCUCCCGGGAAAACUGGCUCACGUCGGGGAUCGGGAUAUAACAUAGUACAGAUCGCGGGAUAA